AUGUUUCUGUCAUAUUUCUUGGUCUUGUCAGUUCAUCUUCUCGCCCCUUCCCUCGCCGGAAGCGUGACGCAAUCGUUGCUCGAUGGGCGAAAACAAUGUACAGUGCAAGCCAGCGGCGGCGAGGAGGACGAUGUCCCAUCAAUCCUGCAGGCCUUUGACGACUGCGGUUCCGGUGGCGACGUGAUAUUCCCCGAAGACCAAAACUACUACAUCGCGACGCGCCUCAACCCCGUCGUCGACGACGUCCGCAUCUCCUGGCGCGGUCAGUGGACCUUCUCCCCGGACCUGGACUACUGGCGCAACAACGCGUACCCGGUCGCCUUCCAGAACCACCGCGCGGGCUUCGUCCUGACCGGCCAUCACAUCUACAUCGACGGCUACGGGACGGGCGGUAUCAAUGGCAACGGCGAUGUUUGGUACACUACCGAAGCGGGCGACACGCAACCGGGCAGGCCGAUGCCGUUUGUGUUUUGGAAUGUCAGCGAUGUUACGGUGAAGAACUUCUUCGUCAAGCAGCCGCCGCUUUGGAGCAUCAAUAUCAUGAACGGCACCGAUAUGGCCUUUGACAACAUCUAUUGUAACGCCACUGCCACGCAGGCGCCGUGGGGAAGCAACUGGGUUCAGAACACUGAUGGCUUUGGUGCGCACAGCUCGCUUCAAUCUCUGUGCCUUUCCGUACUACAACAGACUUUACUGAACAGACUGUCCAUCACAGACACCAUGGAUGCCAGAAACAUCCGACUGACGAACUUCGUGUACCAGGGAGGUGACGACUGCAUCGCCAUCAAGCCGCGGUCCUACAACAUCGACGUCCAGAACGCCACCUGCCACGGCGGCAACGGCAUGGCCAUUGGCAGCCUCGGCCAGUACCUCGAGGACUCCAGUGUAGAGAAUAUUCGCAUCACCGACGUCACCGUCCUGCGCUACAACGAAGACCUCCACAACAGCGCCUACAUCAAGACCUGGGUCGGCGCGCUGGUCCCACAAACCAGCUACGAAUCGGCCGGCGAGCCGCGCGGCGGGGGCUGGGGCGUCGUGCGCAACGUUCUGUUCGCCAACUUCAGCGUGCACGGCGCCGACGCCGGGCCCGCCAUCACGCAGGACAGCGGCGAUAACGGCAGCUAUUCCGGCACCAGCCACAUGGCCGUCUCGAACGUGGCGUUUGUCAACUUCACGGGCUAUCUGAAUGGGAAGAGCACCACGGCGAGCGUGAACUGCAGUGAGGAGUGGCCGUGCUAUAACGUGGAUUUUGAGGGGUUGCAGCUGAGGACGGCGGAGAAUGCGACGAGGUUGACGGGGACUGGGAAGUGCGAGUUCGUGGAGGAGGGCGGGGUGCAUGGGUUGAAUGGGACGGGAUGUUCUUAA
This is a messenger RNA of Anthostomella pinea, 1365 nucleotides long. The record is from the annotation of a GenBank genome assembly. NCBI's taxonomy places the organism in Eukaryota, Fungi, Ascomycota, Sordariomycetes, Xylariales, Xylariaceae.